AGCUGCUAGUGCGCUGCUAAUGCUUGAAUGGUGACGGGGCGAUCAGAACAGAAGUCGUGGAUGGUUGUUUUGUGGCGAUUAUAAUGCGGCGGUUUCUUUCCUGUUUUUAUCCGGAUUGGGGUUAACGACUGUCGGUUUCAUUUGUAAACAAAGCCCAUGACAUGCAUAGUCGUAUUUCUGUCGUUCAAAGACGAUUUCAUAAAGUCAGAUUCGCUUUAAUCUUGUAAUAGUUUCACGUUUCGGUUCAGUGUUUCUUAUUUCAGAGUUUUGAGGAAUCGCAUAUAGUCUGCUUGUAAAUUCUCCCAGCUUCAUGUGUGCAUGCUGCUAGUUAAACCCCCCCGAUUUCCUGCAUGAGCCCAACUGAACUGACGAUUGCAUGCUGUCCCCCUGAACUGAGCUCUGACCUCCCCGCUUUCCCUGCAUUGCUGUACAAACUGAAAUCUAAACAAUGGGCAAGGACAGAAGUAACAGUUUUAAUAUUUCCCCAAAGAAAGACACCAGCGGGAUUCUUGGGGAAUACAGGAAGGAGAUAGAGAAGCUGAAGACUGCCCUCGAGAACGAGAAAUGCAAAAACAAGCAGGCGCGCAAGAAGUUCGCGACUGACCUAAAUCGAUUUAGAGCCGCAGCUAAAAAAGAGCAAACCAAAGUCGUGGAGGAUCUGUCUUCCAGGCACGAGCAGCAGAAAGCUCUGGAAGUGCGGAACCUGAAGGAGGCUUUUGCAAAGGAACGCGAGACUGAAAUCCGACAGCUAUUGCGGUGGAAAGGCAACGAGCUGAAGGAGGUCGGGGUUUCUCUUGGAAAAGAACGGGAUAUUGCCAUCAAGCAUGCCAGAGAGCUACAGCGCCAGCUGGCUGAGGAGCUGGUGAGCAAGGGCAGCCCCUGCAAAGUGGUGGGCAAGAAAGCAACCAAUGAUCCGGGCUGCCUGAGCAACAGGGUCGCCUACCGUAAACUAGAACAGCUCCUUCUGAAACUGAGAUGGGAGACGGAUGGAGAGCAAGCUGCCCUCAUCCGACGCCUAAAGGCAGAGCUGGAUUUAGAGAAAAACCUGUUCCUGAAGCACUUGCUUGAGACCCACAGCUGGUCUUUCGAGGAGAACAAAGCAAUCCGACGCAGGUCUUCUGGAGAAUCAUCUAACAGCUUGGCUUUUGUGCCAGGAUCGCCAGAGUGCUCCUCCAGAGCUACCAGGACAAAAAGCGUUUCUCUGUUGGAGGAGGAGGAGAAGAAGAAGCCAUCUAAGAGAGACUCAGGUACUUCAGCCUCUAGAGGGUCUUUUUGCUCAUCCCCUGGGAAGGAGUCCUUUUGUAACAACCUGUCCCCAGAGAAAUGUACCUCAACACCAAGGUCCCUGCGGUGGACUCCAAGAGAUGACCAGGUAUUCUUCAGACGCAGCUGCUCCACAGGGGCAGUAACUUCAGGAGGGCCUUCCCCGUCUAAGUGCUUGCUUUUUGACAUGGACUGGAUGAAUGGCACAGACUAUGGGUAUUUGGUGAGGCAGAAUUCAGAGUUGCUGCGAGCCCUGGAUGAGUUGGAAAGGACCUGUGCAUCUCUGCGACAGGAAAAUGUGUUAUUGCGCAAAAGCAGCUCCCCUGAAACAGAAGAGAAGGUGAAGAGGCUGAAACGGAAGAAUGCCGAGCUGGCCGUCAUCGCCAAGCGCCUAGAGGAGAGGGCUCGGAAACUGCAAGAGGCCAACCUCAAAGUGGCGAACACACCGGUGCCACUGAAGGGAUCGAGUGCAGAGCAGUACAAGAAGGCAUUUGCCAGGCAGCGUGCCCACGACCUGGCAGAGCAAGCAGAGACCCUCCUUGCCAAGGAUAAGGAGAUCGAAGCACUGCGCGUGGAGUGCAGGGAGCUCCAGUCUCGCUUCGGGAAAGGAAAGGGCGCACCAGGGCAGUCGGGUGGGGGUGAUUUUGAGCGGCUGCUGCGGGAGUCUCAGAAGGAGGUGUUGCGGUUGCAGAGACAGUUGGCCUUAUCGUCGACAAGAGAGCCAGAGGUGGUGAACAGCCAGGGAAAGGCCAAAACUGAGAAUGCAUUAGUUCAUGAAGAACCUCAGACAGGCAGGUUCGAAAAGACCAAUGGUUGUGAGAAGCAUAAACCGAGUUUAACUCCUGAACACCCUGCUUUAGAACAGGAGGACCAGCGACUUCAGCAACUGGAAACAGAGCUUUGCAAAAAAAGAAAAGAAUGUGAAAGUCUUGAGCACGAAGUACGGAAAAGACAGAAAAGAUGUCAGGAUUUGGAGAGCGAGCUGAACGAUGUUCGAGGUAGAAAUGCACGACUAAAAGAGGAAACCGGACAUCUAAUCCAGAAGGCAGAGCUACUAGACCAGGUCCAGUCUGAGAACGAUGAGCUGAGGGAUAAUCUCUCUGCAGUAACUGCCCAACGCAAUUCAGCUCUAGAGGAGAACCAGAGACUCCAAGCCAAACUGGAUAACCUAGAGCAGGUCCUAAAGCAAAUGCGAGAGGUAGCUGAGCGACGGCAGCAUCUCGAGUCAGAACAUGAGGAGGCGCUGAACGUUCUCAGACUCAAGCAGGAUGAGGUUCAACGGCUGCAGAAGGCUCAAGUGGAGGCUAAGAGGGAACAUGAGGGGGUGGUGCAGUUACUUGAGGACUUGAUCCAGCUAGUGUAUCGGACGGAGAUGGUGAAAGUUCGGGAGCUGGAGGGGAAAUGUCGUAGUCAGAGUGAACAGUUCGCCCUUCUGUGCCAUGAACUGGAGCGAUUCCGUCUGCAGGCAGGGAAGAUUAGUGUCCUGAACUCCGAGCCGGAGAACACCGUAUCGGCAGAGCUAGACCUACAACCCAAGCUGACCCUCUACAAUGGGGUGGAAGUGCCAGAGGAGAAAGAUUCAUGUGGUUCAUGGACUGUGAUCAGUCUGGGGGAUGUCAGCUUGACGAGCCUGGAACUGGACAGCAGCUUUUUUUCUGAAAUAUCUUCGCAGGAGGUGGAAGCAGCUCCCCUGUCUGCUCCUGCUUCCCCAGCAGCAGAGACUCCUAAGGAAGAGCCCGUUUCAGAGGAGGUGUCUGUUCAGCACAUAGAGUCCACAGCGGUCAGCACGGAAUCAGCAGAGGAACCGACUCCCACUACUCCCAAAUCUGAAUCGCAGCAAGUCACUCCCAAAUCGGAGUCCUUUCAGCACAGCACCCCAAAGUCCUGCCCUACACCGGAGGUGGACACAGCGAGUGAAGUUGAGGAGCUGGAUAUCGAUGUGUCCCCGAUACCUGAACCAGAGAGUGGAGCCCCUGCUAAACUGCAGGUUUUCAUUGCACGAUACAGUUACAAUCCUUUUGAUGGUCCAAAUGAAAACCCUGAGGCUGAGCUGCCCCUCACUGCUGGAGAGUACAUCUAUGCAUGUGGAGAUAUGGACGAGGAUGGCUUUUAUGAAGGGGAGCUGAUGGACGGGCGCAGAGGGCUGGUCCCAUCUAACUUUGUGGAGCGAGUGUCCGACGAUGACAUGAUGAGCUUUCACCCUCCGGAGGUCAGCGACCUUUCCCACAAUUCCUACCAGGAAAGCAGCUUCCACAGCAGCAGCGAGAAGAACCUCCGCCUGAGUGUGAACAGCUCGGACAAGACAGAGCUCUCCGUGCCAGAGGAGGAGGAGGAGAUGGGCCAAUCCCUGGGAAAAGCAGGGAGCCUGAUGGCCAACGGGUAUGAUCUAGACAUGGAAGAGGUAGGGGAUGACAUAGUGCCUUACCCACGACGGCUGACUCUAAUCAAACAGCUUGCUAAAAGCAUUAUCAUAAGCUGGGACUCUCCACUGGUGCCGGCUGGUUGGGGGAACGUCUGGAGUUACAACGUCUACGUGGAUAAAGAGUUAAGACUGAAUGUCCCGUUCGGCUCCCAGACCAAAGCAGUUUUAGAACGGCUGGACGUCAACCUCAAGACCUAUCGAAUCUCUGUACAGAGCCUGACGGAGAAAGGGAACUCGGAUCUCCUGCAGUGCAGCUUUCUGGUGGGGCGGAACGUCUGUGUGGCCCCAACGCAGCUGAAAGUAGAGAAUGUGACGGCAACUUCAGCCAACCUCACCUGGUUGCCAAGCAACAGUAACUAUGUGCACGCAGUGUCUUUAAAUGAGGAGGAAUACGAGGUAGUGAAGGCCGGGUGCUACUCGUACUGCCUCAGUAACCUGAGGCCAAACAUGAGGUACAAAGUGAAAGUGGAGGCCAGGCCGCUGCAGACACCAUGGGAGUUACCUUUGGAACGAUGGGAGCGCAAAUGUACUGUGACUGCAUUUACUACCUUGAUGGCAGGGCCUCCCGAUGCCCCCCUGGACAUACAGGUGGAGUCCGGCCCCUCCCCUGGGAUAGUCCUAGUCAGCUGGUUACCGGUGACCAUUGAUGCAGCAGGCACGUCUAACGGGGUCCGUGUUACGGGAUAUGCCGUCUACGCAGACACACAGAAGGUUUUAGAAGUUGCCUCUCCUACCGCUGGGAGCGUGCUGGUGGGCCCAUCCCAAAUCCACUUUCUCCAGGUGGCCAAGGAACUAACGAUCCGGACAAUGUCUCCGUACGGAGAAUCGGUCGAUUCCGUGCCUGUCAAAAUCCCAUCACAGUUGUUUCGUCCCACAGCCCACUGCCAGCCUCUGCAAAUGCUCCCCAGUGCCAGCAGCACCUCUGAUGUGUGUGUCCAUACUGUACCACCAUACAGGGACGCUCUGGAGAACACUACUGCCAAAACCCCAGCACUGCUUACUGCGAUGCUCCAGUUUUCACCACUAGGUGCCACCCCCAACUCUGAGGCGGCUGAACUCCAUGAUCUCAGUAGCAACACAAGUGUCCUCUGCAAGGAGGACAGGACUCUGCACAUAAAUGCAAGAACCGAUCCUUUAUUGGACGCUACGUCAGUAUCCAACACUAUUGCAGAUGGGGACUUGAUGUCGGCAGCAAGAUCAGCUUUCCAUGAGGCUGACAUCCCCGAAGAAGAUUUAACCAAAGACUCUGAAAACAGCAGUGUGAAACGUCCUACUGCCACCAUUGCCGACUUUCUGGAAGAGGCUGAAUGGACGGAAGCCGCUGACAGCUCUGCGGCUGACGUGGCUGUGGACCGUUCUGACAGCUUGCUGACGGAUGAGGCUAGUGCAGACACUGCUGCCCUUGUAGGCAGCCCCAUCCAAACACUGGAAGCUGUAGAGUUGGAGCAAGAGGCAGAAGAGGAGAGCUCCAGGGGCAAGGUCAGGCUGGUGUCUGUAGAAGAGUUCCUGGACGACACCCAGGAGGAAUCUGAGCUCAGAUGCAAACCAGAGCAGGAAGAGAGUCGCCUUAAGGGACCCGAGAAAGAAAAGGAGGAGUGUCUUGAGCUGCCGGAGCCCAGGAGAGACCAUCGGCUGAAUGAAUACCGGGCCGAGAGCAGCCGCGGCUCUGACCUGUCCGAUAUCCUGGAGGAGGAUGAGGAGGAGUUGUGCUCGGACACGGCAGUUAACGAGGAAGGAGAGGAGCCAGCAAGCGGCCACAGCAUUGGAGAGGCAGGAAAGUCGGACAUGUGGGAGACGGACAGCGACGAGGAGAUCCUAGAGAAGAUCCUGGAGCUUCCCCUGCAGACCCACCACAGCAAGCAGCUCUUCAGCAUCCUUGAGGUCACCGAGGAAGAGGACGAGAGCCAGGAGCUGGAGGAAGGGGAGCAGCAGAGUAGCGCAGAGGUGCCAGGCCAUGGGUUGGAAGAAAGGGCUUCCUUCCCAGAGACUUAUAACUGUGCGAACAAAUUAUCAGCAAAUCCUAGCUUUCCAGGAGAAGACUGCAUUACCCACAGCGAGGUGUGCGACACUAAAAGCAUCAAGGCGUCCGACGAAGCAACACACUUUAAUCACAAACCACACCGCACGAGGGAGCGGAGCUCACAACUUCUGAGUCAGACCUGUGAAAACGAAGCGCAAGACCAUGUCAGGUACAGUACUUCGCAUGGCAGGAACAAGCUUCACACUCACAAGGACCAUCACUCUACCUCCCUUGAAGCUGGGAGCAAAACCUGCAAGUUUCCAGAGGAAAAUUUUGACUCAGAGGGCAGCAUUUACAUCCAGGACAGGGUUAGGAGAGCCCACAACAGGGAACAAAAGGGGACGCAUUUCUUAAAAGAAAGUGCUGAUAAGACAUUAGGCUGUAGCCCAAGGAUGAGACAAGAAGCUCUGCUGAUGAGCCAAAGGGACAUAAUUUCUUCCGAACUGCUAAAGACGAAAUUGGCACAGAACAAAUAUUACAAUACCAAAGGCUCAAGAAGGAAUACGCUUUCCAGUGCUAAUGGGAUUGAAAUCGAUAUAGAAUACGGUACUGAGGACGAUGAGGACACGCUCCCCUGUGGUCCAGCGGUGGUCCAUCUCGGGCAGAUGCGGGCCGACUGGUGUGGGGAUGGCCCUGAGUCAGAGGGCUGUGAGGAACUGAGCGACUGCUCCAGCCAGUGUGACUCUGUGCAGUCAAACGGGCCCAAGAGGGAGCUGAAGAGGCAACAUGUGGUGGACGACGAUGUGUUUGUGUCAGGCGCUAAAUUGCCCCAUCACCACCAUCGCAGCAGGGGUACUUCCGGGACACUGAGCCCCCACUCGAGAGGGAAAGGGGGCACAGAAGCUGGAGAAACAAGGAGGCUUGAUUUACAGAAAACAGCAGGGCGGAGGGCAAAACCUGAGCAUGGGGCGAAGGGGCACCCUGCAGACGAUUCAUACGCGAGGGAGACCGUUGCCAACGGUGACCCUCGACUGCAGCACUCAGCCGAAGUCCUGGGAAAGACCGGCCGAGCAGAAACCAGGCCAGCAAAAGAAGCCCUGCGGACUGGGAACCCGGGCAUAACUGAAGGUUCAGAGGCAGAGGGGAUUAUCCAGGACAAUGCUGUCCGGAUUUUUGUCGCCCUCUUUGCGUACGACCCUGCCAGCAUGUCUCCAAACCCUGACGCUGCAGAAGAGGAACUGCCGUUCAAAGAAGGACAGAUAAUAAAGAUCCAUGGUGAUAAAGACGCAGACGGGUUUUACCACGGAGAGUCCAGGGGUCGAUUUGGCUACGUCCCCUGCAACAUGGUGUCUGAAAUCCAGGUGGAGGACGAACAAACCAGGGACCAGCUACUUCAGCAGGGCUACCUCUCAGCUGAGGCCUCUGUGGAAAAAAUAGGCACUCGUUCACAUGCUCAGCUUCCGCGCCGGCCCAUUCCACCGCCGAAACCGAGGCGAUCCAAGAAAGUUAAAUCUGCUGGUGUCUGGGAGGAAAAUGUAAACUCACAUAGAGAGUGCAGCCGGCCCAGCAGUGGGUCUCAGCGCAUGACUCGUCCUCGCAGGAUGGUUGCUGUCUUCGACUAUGAUCCGCGGGAGAGCUCCCCAAAUGUGGACAUUGAGGCUGAGCUGACGUUCAGUGCCGGCGAUGUCAUCGUUGUGUUUGGAGAUAUGGACGAUGACGGAUUCUUUUAUGGAGACCUGAAUGGACAGCAAGGCUUGGCUCCGUCUAACUUUCUGCAAGCCUUACCCGAGAAUGGAGAGGAGGCUGCUGGGGGACUUUCAGAAGAGAAAGUGCUGCCGGCGGAAAGCAGAAGAGAGUCACAGGUGAGUCUGGAGGGUUCUGAAGAGCAGAAUGACUCUGCAGUAACCUCGUUUGAAGAACCCUUGACUCCAUGUCCCACGGUUGGCAUCACGGCUCCUCCACAAGUUCAGGUCCCUUCUCCAGAGAGCCCUGGCCAAAGUGACACGUCACCCCCAGGAAAGAAGAAAAGGGGCUUCUUCUCCAAAGGAAAAAAACUUUUUAAAAAACUGGGAUCGAGCAAGAAGGAGUGAAAUCAAGUCUCUUUUAAUUUUAUAGGGCUGACUCGAUUUUUAGGGUUUGCUUUCUGUUUUUAUAUUAGAAAUAAAAAAUAAAUCACCUAAGAAACCCAAGGCAAGGGCACUGUUUUUCACAGAGACACAGCAUUUCCAGAAACGUUUUGCUUGUGUUCAAAUUCUAGCGAUUGCACCGGACACAUUUCAUUUUGCAUAGAAUCUGAACGCUGCGGGCUAUGGGAAUACAACAGAAGUUGGAAUGCAUUUUUGUUUGUACUCUCUUAUUUAAAGAAAAGCCAGCUGUAUGCCUUAGAAUGAUUAAUGGUGCACCUUGACAAAGUUUGCUUCGGAAUUUGGUUGCAUUGUGAAUUGUACAAAUAACAAGCUUUAUGAGAAGUAUAUGGCUGUGAACUCUGAGAACAGGGACAAGUCAACCAGGCCCAAAACACAAAUACCAGCUUGGCCUGAUGAUGAUGAUGAUGAUGAUGAUGAUGAUGAUGAUGAUGAUGUUUUUUAUUUAUUUUUUAUUAUAAAUAUAUACAUGGAUAAAAACGGAAACAAACUGGGAUUUUACAUAACUGUACCCUAUUACAAAUACGACAAGUAUGUUUAAUUGUUGAUUCACUUGUGUAUAUUUUUUAUAUAUGUUACGGUAAAAGUCAGAAUCUAGUAAAUCAUAAGUUUUAACCAUAACUGUCAACAUUUACCAAGUAAGGUGGUAAAUGUCUAGAAUUAUGAAGAAAUAUAUUGCUUAACUGCUAGAUGUCCGAAGAAUCUUAUAAUUUAUCGAAACCUAUUGGUAAAUGUCUGUAAUUAUGAAGAAAUAUAUUGCUUUUUGGACAAUUAGCGAAGCUUAUUGGUAAAGGCACUUGGUUAUUCUUGAUUUACCGGUAAAUGUCUGAAGUAAAGUGUUAUGUUUAUUUCGGACAUUUAGAGCUUUACUUGGCAAAUGUCGACAUUGUUAAGUAAUUUAACACAUUUGCAGCUAACGUUGCUCUUCCCAUUAUUUUAUACACGAUAUUAAAAACGUAUCUUGAAAAACAUUUGCAGGCGAAACUGGUAAUAGCACUUUGUUCUUCCUUUAUUUGUGUUGAUUAUAAUACAAAAUUCUCUGUUACACAAGGCACUGGUACUGUUGAUUUUGGGCCAAGGUCUCUGCAAACUGUUAAAACAUCUGUCUGUUGCUGGCUGUAGUCUCUUACUUUAACAUAAAGCGCCUCCGUUAUAGGAGUCUGGGAUAUACUUAAAGUAUCCAAAAUAAUUCUAGUGAAAAUGGAUAGACUUCUUCCAAAGGAACGAAUAGCAAGCCUUGUUUUGAACGUUGGAGAAUGUCAAUGUGAUAGCCAGGUAACUUCUGAUUUAUUGAACUGGCAAUUGCCAAACACAUAACCAAGUUGAACAGUUUGUCAACUUAGUUUGUUUGUUUACUUUAUUUUUUUUAUUCUUUAUAUAAAAUAUGAAGUCGGUUGUUAGUUGCUUAUGUUAGUAUUGAUCUGUUGUCUACAAAUGACCCUAAUUGUGAUGAGUAAGAGGACUAUUAAAAAGGGCGCUUAAGGAAUUUUUAAGGUUAGUUCUCAGGUUUAAGCCGUGGCAUUCAUCAUUGUUAAGAAGCUAUGGCACCUCCGAUGAACAGAAACAUUUUACUUUGUCAAAAGGGGAAACAAGAUUUAUGCCAAAAUGUAGUCCUUUUUAGUUUAUGACGGUGUGUGUACUGUAUACACAGAGCAUUGCUGUAACACUGCAGAACUGUGGCUGAACAGCUCAGCAGAGACUGCAUCAGCAGAGACUGCAUCAGCAGAGACUGUAAAAUGGAAUGGCAGGGCUGUACUACUGAAUGUAUUUAAUUCAUUCAUAUAUUUUAGAAAAAUAUUGUACUAACCCUAGUGAUCUGAAGGUCAUUGUCAUUUACCAUGCGGUUGUGUCCUGUAUACUGGACAAAAUCAUGAAUGUACUGAAAGGCAAAUGAUGAGAUGAGAAAACUUGAAAUAAUUAAGUACAUCUCGAAUAUAAAGAAGCUUUUUUUUCCCCCACCAGAACAAAUAUAUUUGCUCUCUGGACCACAGAAUUCAGUACUCCAGUGUGAUGGCUGUAUUGCAGGGUUAAAAAACCGUAAUGAUGAUGAAACUUGAAUAUUAAACACAAUGAAUAAAAGCAACCAUAAGUACCUGGUAAUUACCAAUGUAUUAAUAGUCCUUUCAGUGACAGAUGGAAACUUUGUUGUGGCAUCUUAUGCAUAAUGUUGCCCACUGCCCCCCUUGCACACCAACAGUAAGGAACAUUUGGCUGGAAUAAUGCUGGAAAUACAGUAUUCAACUGAGAGUACUUGCCAAAACCCAGCACGCCCAGUUUACACUGAGUGUACUGCACUGCUGCUGUAGUAUAUUGCCUACAGUUCAGGUAUACUGUUAGUUCCUUAGUAAGUAGAUACCUGGUAACAUGUUGUAGCCUUACAUGACCUCUGUUUAGUGGUAAAUUGUUGUUUAAUUCACAGUAAUAGUAUUAUUUGCAUGCAUAUUGUAUAUUGUAAUUACUAUUUUUGCCUUAUUUAUUGCUAUAUAUAUUUAUUUAUUUAUUAAUUGAAAUACUUCUCGUUUAUGGUUUUCGGUGUUUGUUUGUUUGUAAAGACAGCUGUAACCCAGUAGGGGGUGUGUGAGAGUAGCAAUGAGUUGGAACCUGUAUAUACUGUAAAACUGUUUGCUUUCCAGAAAAGAAUGAGGGCGUGGAGAAAUCUGAUAUUUUUUUCAUUACUGUACACCUCAAAAACAUUAUUUUUUGUAUAUUAAUGUUGUUACGACCGUUUUGGAGGCUUGUAUUGUUUUUUUUGUUUUUGUUUUUUGUUUUUUGCAUGUUUCAUUAAAAAAUGUUCAAAAAUGUUUUGAUCGUUAGGGAAACGAUUGCGAUUGGUGGGCACAAUACACAGAGACGUUGACUUGGAGGAGCGAGGAUGUCUUUCAUGGAGAAAAAACUUUGUACUGGAAUAAAAGUAUAUUUUCACAUAA
Messenger RNA from Acipenser ruthenus (sterlet), 10716 nucleotides. Its product is annotated as peripheral-type benzodiazepine receptor-associated protein 1. Gene Ontology annotation, biological process: neuromuscular synaptic transmission. The transcript has 34 exons. NCBI's taxonomy places the organism in Eukaryota, Metazoa, Chordata, Actinopteri, Acipenseriformes, Acipenseridae. The record is from RefSeq and is a predicted model, not a curated record. Gene Ontology annotation, molecular function: protein binding. Bases 449 to 7735 code for a protein of 2428 amino acids.